CACACACUCAAGGUUGGGUGGACUCACUCGCGUUUGGGACCGCUUCCAUCGUGUUUAUCGGCAAAAUUGGACACUGGACUGGAGUUGAAGCUUCACUGACAGGUGCAACAUGGCCCUGCAGGAGCUCGGUAUUGUCCUGGCCAUGCUGGGCCUGACUGGUACCAUGCUGAUCUGCGCCCUGCCUAUGUGGAAGGUGACAGCUUUCAUCGGGACACGGCUGGUGGUCAUGCAGGUCUUCUGGGAGGGUUUGUGGAUGACGUGCGUCAGCGAGUACACGGGCCAGAUGCAGUGCAAGCUCUAUGAUGCCCUGCUGGAUCUGUCUCCUGAGCUGCAGGCGGCUCGCGGCCUGGUUUGCAUCAGCCUGUUCCUGGGGUGCCUUGGCUUCCUGGUCUUUCUCCUUGGUGCCCGUUGUACCAAGUGCCUGAGCCACCCACGCAUCAAGACGAGAGUGGUGCUGGGUUCGGGCCUUGUCUUCGGCCUGGCGGGCCUCGCCGCCAUGGUGGCCUUGUCCUGGACGGCCAACGAUGUGAUCAGAGACUUCUAUAACCCGCGCGUCCCUGAUGUACUCAAGCGGGAGCUCGGGGCAGCGAUUUAUAUCGGCUUUGUUGCAUCAGGGUUGCUACUGUGCGGUGGGAGCAUCUUGUGUGCGAGUCGGCCUCCACUCAGGGCUGUAAUACAUUCUGGGGGGUACACGACGGCCAGAAGGCCCACAAACAGCAGCUACGCCAUCAAGAACUACGUUUAGGAUCGUAGUGGCAGGCCUUGCAUUUGGUACCUGUGCCUUGAGAUUUCACCGCUUACAACAACCACUACCACGUUACAAUUAUAAAAAAAUAAAAUAAAAUAACCCCCCCCCCCAAAAAAAAUGCAACAUGACAUCACACAACUAACAAAUAAUUGAAACAAAAAUGCAUUCUACUGAUCAGAGAUGCUAAUAAUCAAAUGUAUGCUGGUAGAACUUGGCUGAAACAAGUUUUCCUCUGACGAA
Hippocampus zosterae (dwarf seahorse) is the source of this 988-nucleotide messenger RNA. RefSeq names its product claudin j (gene cldnj). The transcript is spliced from 2 exons. Bases 110 to 745 code for a protein of 211 amino acids. Gene Ontology annotation, biological process: bicellular tight junction assembly; cell adhesion. Gene Ontology annotation, molecular function: structural molecule activity. The record is from RefSeq and is a predicted model, not a curated record. Gene Ontology annotation, cellular component: bicellular tight junction; plasma membrane. Lineage: Eukaryota; Metazoa; Chordata; Actinopteri; Syngnathiformes; Syngnathidae.